Molecule: messenger RNA, 1398 nt
Organism: Brugia pahangi
Lineage: Eukaryota; Metazoa; Nematoda; Chromadorea; Rhabditida; Onchocercidae
Source: the annotation of a GenBank genome assembly
AUGGCAAAAAUUUCCUAUAAGGAGAGAUUUUAUAGUAGUAUUGGAAUGUUUCUUCAUGUACUCUUUGUGGCUGGUCCUUUGGACUUUUGGUACUGGAUUAGAUCCAGUUUGAAGUCUGUAAAUGGACGUACUGUUGUUAUCACAGGCGGUGCAUCCGGCAUUGGUAAACGUUUAGCUGAAUUAUUAGCCAUCCGUUUCGGUGCCAAAGUUGCUAUUUUGGAUAUAAACGAACAUGGUGCGCAAGAGACAGUGGACAACAUUAUUAGAGGUGGCGGUAUUGCGCAUUGCUGGAGAUGUGACAUAAGCCGGGCGGAGGAAGUGAACGAUUGCGCCCGACAAAUUGACUUCACAUUUGGAAAUGUCGAUAUCGUAGUCUGCAAUGCGGCCAUUUUGUACAUUGGAGGAAUGCUGGAUUUGACGACAGCUCAACUGCAGAACUCACUCGAUGUCAACGUGAUGGGCACCAUCAAUACAAUUCGAGCAUUUCUUCGUUCGAUGGAACAACGAAAUGAAGGACAAAUAGUUGCAAUUUCGUCAAUUGCUGGUUUCUGCGGUGAAACGAACGGUAUUGCAUAUUGCAGUACGAAAUUUGCCAUUAGAGGUGUAAUGCAAUGUCUGCAAAUGGAAAUGAAAGACAAAGGUCUGAAUGGUAUACGAUGCACGACAGUAUGUCCGUACUUCACACGAACACCGAUGAUUCUGAAUUUAGGAAUGAGACCUACAUCCAUAUGGUUGCCAUUUAUGUCGGUUGAUCGCUGUGCAUGCCAAAUUGUUGAUGCUAUUCUGAGAGAGAAAAGUAUCGCAUUUGUGCCACAUUAUAUUAGUAUCAUCGCACAAUUGAAAGGGUUGUUAUCGGAACGUGUGGAAAGUGCCUGUCGAGAAUAUCUGAACUGUCGAUAUGAACCACUAAAACAUGAAGAAGUGGAAAUGAAAGAGAUAACGAUUGCCAAGAAAACGGAUUACUUUAAAAAAUUGGACGCUAGCAAGAAAUAUGUAUUUUUUGUCGCUUAUCUCAUAUUAGUGACCGGUUAUUUGAUAAUGCAAGGUAAUGUGCAAAGCAUACUGCAAACAUUGGUAAUGUUAAUCAUUUCAUCGAAUUUCGUGCUAGCAGUUUGGGCAUUGCAUAUGACAUGGUAUGAUGCACAUUGGUUCGGUCAGUUCGGUGUAUCAGGAAAAUUCUUGGAACUUCUAGGCGUACGUUUCCCAUCAUUCUUCAUAGCAACCAACUUGUUCGCACUGAUAGCACAUCUCGGUGAAUCAAUGUAUUCUCUAAAAUUGUGCAAUCUGCUGCGUAUAUCACGAAAUAAUACGUUAAAAUGGAUGCUGCAAACAUUUAUUCUUGGUUAUCCAUCACUACGAAUACUUCUAAGUCGAAAUGUCAUGUCUCGGUAUCGAUGA